AUGGCUGGCAUCACGCAAGCACAAGCCUUACGAAUUGAAGUGACGCCAUCGCUUGAAAUAGUCUUUCAGUCCAACACUCGUGUCCAACUCUCUGACGCGGAAUGGCGUCACCCUGACGCAAGCGUAAGAUCUUCUCGCCUAGCCCUGCAUGCAGUGGUACCACAACAACAUUCUCCACUUCCCUUCCUUCUCUUCUCCCUCUCCCCAUAUCGAAAUGAUUGUCUCAAGUAUGCAGUGCUUACUGAGUUGGAGUUGUUUGUGGCCACUACACGGCGUAAUCGAAUCUGUAGCAGCAUCGAAACGCAAGUUCGUACCAUUAAAUACCUUGAUUUGAGUGUACGCUGUUACUAA
This is a messenger RNA of Hydatigera taeniaeformis, 351 nucleotides long. Lineage: Eukaryota; Metazoa; Platyhelminthes; Cestoda; Cyclophyllidea; Taeniidae. The record is from the annotation of a GenBank genome assembly.